CGGCGCCGAGCCCGGGCCGGAGCGGGGCGAAGGGGGCCGAGCGGCGGGCCAGGCUGGGCCGGGCCGGGCAGGGCCGGGGCGCGGGCCGGCAGGAAGAUGGCGAACGUGGGGCUGCAGUUCCAGGCGAGCGCGGGGGACUCGGACCCACAGAGCCGGCCCCUGCUGCUGCUCGGGCAGCUGCACCACCUGCACCGCGUGCCCUGGAGCCACGUCCGCGGGAAGCUGCAGCCCCGGGUCACCGAGGAGCUCUGGCAGGCUGCCCUGAGCACGCUCAACCCCAACCCCACGGACAGCUGUCCCCUCUACCUGAACUACGCCACCGUGGCUGCCCUGCCCUGCAGGGUGAGCCGGCACAACAGCCCCUCGGCCGCCCACUUCAUCACGCGGCUGGUGCGGACCUGCCUGCCGCCCGGAGCGCAUCGCUGCAUUGUGAUGGUCUGCGAGCAGCCGGAGGUCUUUGCUUCCGCCUGUGCCCUGGCCCGGGCCUUCCCGCUGUUCACCCACCGCUCAGGUGCCUCUCGGCGCUUGGAGAAGAAGACGGUCACCGUGGAGUUUUUCCUGGUGGGACAAGACAACGGGCCGGUGGAGGUGUCCACAUUGCAGUGCUUAGCAAAUGCCACAGACGGCGUGCGGCUAGCAGCCCGCAUCGUGGACACACCCUGCAAUGAGAUGAACACCGACACCUUCCUCGAGGAGAUUAACAAAGUUGGAAAGGAGCUGGGGAUCAUCCCAACCAUCAUCCGGGAUGAGGAACUGAAGACGAGAGGAUUUGGAGGAAUCUAUGGGGUUGGCAAAGCCGCCCUGCAUCCCCCAGCCCUGGCCGUCCUCAGCCACACCCCAGACGGAGCCACGCAGACCAUCGCCUGGGUGGGCAAAGGCAUCGUCUAUGACACUGGAGGCCUCAGCAUCAAGGGGAAGACUACCAUGCCGGGGAUGAAGCGAGACUGCGGGGGUGCCGCGGCUGUCCUGGGGGCCUUCAGAGCCGCAAUCAAGCAGGGGUUCAAAGACAACCUCCACGCUGUGUUCUGCUUGGCUGAGAACUCGGUGGGGCCCAACGCGACAAGGCCAGAUGACAUCCACCUGCUGUACUCAGGGAAGACGGUGGAAAUCAACAACACGGACGCCGAGGGCAGGCUGGUGCUGGCAGAUGGCGUGUCCUAUGCUUGCAAGGACCUGGGGGCCGACAUCAUCCUGGACAUGGCCACCCUGACCGGGGCUCAGGGCAUUGCCACAGGGAAGUACCACGCCGCGGUGCUCACCAACAGCGCUGAGUGGGAGGCCGCCUGCGUGAAGGCAGGCAGGAAGUGUGGGGACCUGGUGCACCCGUUGGUCUACUGCCCUGAGCUGCACUUCAGCGAGUUCACCUCAGCCGUGGCUGACAUGAAGAACUCAGUGGCGGACCGAGACAACAGCCCCAGCUCCUGUGCUGGCCUCUUCAUCGCCUCACACAUCGGCUUCGACUGGCCUGGAGUCUGGGUCCACCUGGACAUUGCUGCACCGGUGCAUGCCGUGAGUGUCCCCCCUCCCCACUGGCCCUGGCUGCUCCUGCCCUCUUGUCCAAACAGCACCCCUCUGGCUCUGGAGCUGCUGGCAGAGCUCAUCAGAAACUUCUUUCUCUGUUUGCCUCUUGGUCCCUCUUUUGUCUUGGGUGUUUCUCUCCUGCCGUCCCGUCCACACGCUUCCCGGGUUCCUGCCCGCCCAGGGCAUUGCCACAGGAAGUACCAUGCCAUGGUGCUCACCAACAGCGCUGAGUGGGAGGCCGCCUGCGUGAAGGCAGGCAGGAAGUGUCUGUGACCCAGCUUCCAGCCCGCUGUCCCCCCACCCCACCAGGUCUCACCCUCCCUGGGAACAGAGUGGCUGCUGUGUGUGACCCUUCCCCAACCAGCCUGUCCUCCAUAGGGGAUCCUGGGCCCUCUGUCUCACCCAUCCCCACCCUGAGGAGCUCCCGGGGCAGAGGCAGAGCACACAGGGCCUCGCGCACUGCCUAUGCCUGGCCUGCUGGCCCUGAAUGUGUCCAGCCAGCAGCACGGAAGGCCCUGGGCUCCGGCUGGUGCUCAGGAUUUCCUUCCUGAGAAGGGGACUGUGGGGCACGUGGAGGGGACCUAGGAGGUGAGGGUCCCCAGGAACCCCUCCUGUGCUGCAGCCCCACGCCCAGGGUCUGUGUCCUGCCCUUUGCUUACAGGGUGAGCGAGCCACAGGCUUCGGCGUGGCCCUCCUGCUGGCGCUCUUCGGCCGUGCCUCCGAGGACCCUCUACUGAACCUGGUGUCCCCGCUGGGCUGUGAGGUGGAUGUCGAGGAGGGGGACGUGGGGAGGGACUCCAAGAGACGCAGGCUUGUGUGAGCCUCCUGCCUCGGCCCUGACAAACGGGGAUCUUUUACCUCACUUUGCACUGAUUACUUUUAAGCAAUUGAAAGAUUGCCCUUCAGAUGGGUUUUGGUUUGUCUUUCUGGUCGUCAGCGUGGUGGUGGAAACAGCUGAAGUUUUAGGAGACAGCUUAGUGUUUGGUGCGGGCCACGGGGAGGGGACCAGGAAGCGCUGGGGCUUGUUUCUGUUUGUUACUUACAGGACUGAGACAUCUUCUGUAAACUGCUACCCCUGGGGCCUUCUGCACCCCGGGGUGAGGCCUCCUGCCUGCCUGGUGCCCUGUCCCAGUCCCAGGUCCCGUGCAGGGCACCCGCGUGGCUGACGGCCAGGCUCUUACUCCAGCCGGGGCUGCCAGCGCAUCCAGCCAGCCCAGCCCUGUGAAAGAUGGAGCUGACUUACUGCAGGGGACCCGAUUGAUAGGGCAAGAGAAGUCACACUCUGGCCUCUCAGAAUUCACUUGAGGUUCAAUUAAAUACAGUCACACCACCCCUUCA
Molecule: messenger RNA, 2859 nt
Organism: Pongo pygmaeus (Bornean orangutan)
Lineage: Eukaryota; Metazoa; Chordata; Mammalia; Primates; Hominidae
Gene: NPEPL1
Product: aminopeptidase like 1
Exons: 11
Coding region: 97-1794 (565 amino acids)
Biological process (GO): proteolysis
Cellular component (GO): cytoplasm
Molecular function (GO): metalloaminopeptidase activity; manganese ion binding
Source: RefSeq, a predicted model, not a curated record